AUGUCAGAAGGAAAUUCGAGAAACUCGCCUGGUUUCGUCAAGCACCUGUAUCUGAUCUUUCUCAGCAGACCUGUUAAUGAUGUCACGGUGGUGGAGUUCAUCAAGGCAACUCUCCAAUGCGGCAGCCUACCCCUUUGGGAAAGCGUCGGUGCCGAUCUAAAGUCCAAUAUUAUCGAAGCGACGACGGAGGAAGCAGAGAAGCUCACCAGCCACCCCGAUAUAGUGCGCGUGACACCUAUUGAAGCAACAACUACUGAGGAAGACAUUCAACAUGACGAUUGCUCAAACAAGAAAAGCCACGUCGUAUGGCCUCUAAAUCGCCGAGACAAAGAUCAGUGUCGCACUACCCAUCUUUCACUCAAAGAAAUCUUCAAAGAUCAUGUGCAACCACAGGACGUUGGAAGUUAUGGGGUCAAGCCGUGGAAGAUCGAUUCAACAAGAGACCAGGUAUCGUUAGCUGAAAGGAUCGAGGGCGUCAGGUCUAUAGUUCCUCUAGACCAGUAUCUUCUCAAAAAUUCAGCAAAAUCUGUACUGAGGAAGCGAAGGAUGAUCAAGCCAGUGGGAAUUGAGGAUCAAGAUCAAUGCAAAGCCACAGGUACUGCUCUCAGGGACCUCUUUGGGGACUAUGUAACCCCAAAGUUACUGCAAGAUGGCAGGAUCUGUCACUGGAUGGCAUUGCUGUCUUCAGAAGAAAUGGGACAGGCUGCAGCCGUUGGAGGAGUGCUUUCAGUCCGCACAGCCGCGCUAGGGAGGCGUGGCCCCGGUCCCGGGCCACAUCCGGCGAAUGUAUGCAACCACAGGUAA
This is a messenger RNA of Fusarium oxysporum Fo47, 804 nucleotides long. RefSeq lists its product as uncharacterized. The record is from RefSeq and is a predicted model, not a curated record. NCBI's taxonomy places the organism in Eukaryota, Fungi, Ascomycota, Sordariomycetes, Hypocreales, Nectriaceae. The coding region runs from base 1 to 804 and encodes 267 amino acids. The transcript is spliced from 2 exons.